This is a messenger RNA of Pseudozyma hubeiensis SY62, 312 nucleotides long. RefSeq lists its product as hypothetical. Bases 1 to 312 code for a protein of 103 amino acids. The record is from RefSeq and is a predicted model, not a curated record. NCBI's taxonomy places the organism in Eukaryota, Fungi, Basidiomycota, Ustilaginomycetes, Ustilaginales, Ustilaginaceae. The transcript has a single exon.
AUGGCCAUUAAGGAGUGCAAAGGCUCAAAACGAUUGAACUGUAGUGACGGUGAGCAGAGCAAGAAGCAAGUGUUCUCGACCUUGGAUCGCGUUCAGAGCGAGUCUUAUUCCGGCCGCAACUGCCUUUGCUGGAUCCGAAUUCGUCUCGAAACCGAAAAAGAAAGAGCUGUAAAGCCUCACCGGCCGAAAGUGACGGAAAUCAAAGCUUGCGUUGGCCAGCGAACAACGCUCAAGCGUCCAAAUGUUGCUCUUCUCAAGCGAAAGUGUAAGAGCGGAUGGAUCAUGCAUCUCGAAUUGAAUUUUGGUGGUUAG